GUAAUGGAGUGAAUAGGGAAGAGGGGGGGAGAGAGUCCAAUCCGGUUUGAGCUAGUUUGUGUUUCGAUGGAACAUUAACGUCUUCCUACACUGUUAGGACGUGCUGUGUGAACCUUUUAGCGAGCAAAGCACAGUUAUUAUUUCAACUGUUUUACUCCUCGUUAUAUUUUCCUGUGCGACCUGUGUGUCUCUUUGUUAAAAAAAAAAAAAAAUACGCAAAGACAGCCAUGCCCAAAAGGAGCAAAGCGAACAAUGAUAGUACUGAAGCCAGUGAGCCUAAAAGGAGAUCUGCAAGAUUGGUAAAUAAACCUGCACCUCCAAAGGCAGAGCCCAAGCCAAAGGCAAAGAAGGCACCUGCCAAACCUAAGAAAACCAAGGAGCCGGAAAAGGCCAAGGAGGAGCAGAAGAAAGAGGAAGUCCCUGCUGAAAACGGCGAGGCAAACCCCAAGGAUGAGGCAGCAGCAACAGAAGCUUCGGAGCAGAAGGAGGAUGCGGCGGAAUAGCAGCUCUCUGGGUCCAUCUCUGACCAGUGCUCCCUGUACCUCUUUUCUUGUACAAUUCAGGGAAUAUUUUAUCUACUAUUUUAUAAAGGCAGGUUUUUUAGUAGUUUGAUUGUAGAGACACAUUUUUUAUGAAAGAAAAGAUGCAUUUUGAGAGGGAUUUCAUCACAUCCCGCAUUUUUACAUCUCCAGAACAAUUAUUGUCAUUGAAAAUGUCAGGGGUUUUUGUUUUGUUGUUUUCUCCUCUUUCAAAUGGGGAGGGAGUGGGGCAGGUUAAAGCGUCAUGCACAUGUAGUCAUGACGUUCACAAAGACGGUUGGAAAACUUUUCAAACUUGCCUGAAUGACUAACAUUCCAUUGGCUCUUUGAGGGAUUUUGUGUGUGUGUGUGUGUGUGUGUGUGUGUGUGUGUGUACAUGCGCAAGUGUAACCUGUGUGCGUGAUGGGGUGGGAGGUGUGAAUUACUCAUUGUUUAUUGUUUAUUGUUUAUAAUGAGAGUGAUUACUUGUAGAAUGUUUGUUUGUAAGAUGUGUUCCAUAUGUUAACUCUUGUACCAAUGCAGUUUUCUCUAACCAUUCUGCUUAAUAAACCUUAUCUCUAGUACUGGAGUUCUUCAUGUAAGGCCUGUGCAUUGCGUGUCUUGAUUUUGUCUCUUCUGUGAUAGCACCACAAUAGAUUUGUAUAGCUGUGAAAAGGACUUUUUGACUUUAUAUGCAGUGUGUAAUGGUACAUUGUCAGGGUGGUAAAAAUGGAAUAUCAUUGUCCUUAGCAAAGCUAACACGUACUUAAUUUUGAGAAAUGUCACUGCGCUAAAUCUUGGUCCUCUUUGGGGCAAUCAGAUGAUCAAGCAUAAAAUCUCAAAACUGUACUGCACUCAUACCAGCAGUAGCAAUAUUCUUGUGCAAGUACAAAUGUACAGUUUCUUUUUUGAUCAUUGUUAAUAGAUGUAUCUCUGUAUUGUUUGGUUAAAACAAGCCAAUAAAAUUGGUUGUGACACCUGUC
Molecule: messenger RNA, 1501 nt
Organism: Electrophorus electricus (electric eel)
Lineage: Eukaryota; Metazoa; Chordata; Actinopteri; Gymnotiformes; Gymnotidae
Gene: hmgn1b
Product: high mobility group nucleosome binding domain 1b
Cellular component (GO): nucleus; chromatin
Molecular function (GO): nucleosomal DNA binding
Source: RefSeq, a predicted model, not a curated record